GUCGAUGUGUCAGUAGUGAUGAUCUAAUCUACCACAAAAGGCAUGACCUAAUUGUAAUAAUUAACUAAUAACACAUUCAAGUGUGACGAAGCAAACGAGAGAAGCUCGAGAUCAGAAGAAGCCAUGGUCGGUCCAAGAAGACCUCAAAUCGUCCUCUUCGGUUCUUCAAUCGUUCAAUACAGCUUCAGUGAUGGUGGAUGGGGAGCCACUCUCGCUGACAUCUACUCUCGCACGGCUGACAUCAUCCUUCGCGGAUAUGCUGGUUGGAACUCCAGAUUUGCCUUGAAGGUGUUAGAUCAAGUGUUCCCAAAGGAUGCUGUAUUACAACCUUCUUUGGUGAUAGUCUAUUUCGGUGGGAAUGAUUCAAUGCCUCCUCAUCCAUCAGGCCAAGGACCUCACGUUCCUCUCUCUGAAUUCACUGAAAACAUGAGGAAGAUCGGAGAGCAUCUUUUGAGCCUUUCGGACAAGACCCGUGUCAUUUUUCUCACUCCCCCACCAAUGAAUGAGAGACAAAUCCAAGUUGUGUUUGGGGAUGCAAUGAGAGGCCGGAGUAAUGAGCUGUCUCGUCCAUACGCAGAAGCGUUGAUGAAUCUAUGUAAAGAGAUCAAUGUGAAAGGAAUCGAUCUUUGGAACGCAAUACAGCAACAAGAUGAUUGGUUAAACACUUGCUUCACUGAUGGGAUCCAUUUCACAGCCAAGGCAAGCGAGAUUGUCGUGAAGGAGAUAUUGAAGGUGGUGAGAGAAGCUGAUUGGAAACCGAGUCUUCACUGGAAGUCAUUACCGGUUGAGUUUCCAUUUGAUUUUGGUGAAGCAAGCUCCCUAAGCCUUACUGAUCUUGAGUUAACCAGAAACAAGAAGUUAGAGUCACCACCUUUUACGUCCCGCUUGUAAAACAACUUGAUCAUGGUUAUACAUUUAACACAUCUUGAACUCUGUUCUUUUAAAAAAAGCAAGGGCUAGAAACUCUGUUUUAAUUUUGUAAACAAUGAUGGUCGAUACUCAGCCAUGUAAUAGACCUACCAAGACUAUCACAUACGAGAAAGCUUCUAA
Molecule: messenger RNA, 1050 nt
Organism: Eruca vesicaria subsp. sativa (arugula)
Lineage: Eukaryota; Viridiplantae; Streptophyta; Magnoliopsida; Brassicales; Brassicaceae
Source: the annotation of a GenBank genome assembly